Aspergillus sclerotioniger CBS 115572 is the source of this 2314-nucleotide messenger RNA. RefSeq names its product putative 5'-nucleotidase. NCBI's taxonomy places the organism in Eukaryota, Fungi, Ascomycota, Eurotiomycetes, Eurotiales, Aspergillaceae. The coding region runs from base 217 to 2205 and encodes 662 amino acids. The transcript has 4 exons. The record is from RefSeq and is a predicted model, not a curated record. Gene Ontology annotation, molecular function: hydrolase activity. Gene Ontology annotation, biological process: nucleotide catabolic process.
UAUCGAGUAGUAACUGACCCGUGGAUCCCUCCUCUAAUCGGAUGCUCCUGAUUGGCCCGUGAGUGGUGUCUGCCCGACCCUUGCAUCAAUCGUUCCCCCAGCCGCCCCUCUUCGUUUUCCGGGCAGCUCUCCUCUUCCCCCUCUUUCAUUUCCCAGUUUCUCGUUCGGUCAGUUGUUAUUCUUAUUAUUCUUAUUACCAUCAUUACUCCCCAAGGCAUGCCCUCUGUCGCAAUCGACGGUCUAUCCGUCACCCAUGCCGCCAACCAAACAGGAUCGCCGCACCUCCGUCUGAUCCACUACAAUGACGUGUACCACGUGGAGGAAGGGUCCGCUGAACCCGUGGGCGGCGUAGCACGGUUCCAAUCCGUCAUCGACUACUAUCGACGCGACUCCUCCUUCGCCGAACAACCCGAUGUCCUGACCUUCUUCUCGGGCGAUGCCUACAAUCCCAGUUUGCAGAGUACGGUCACAAAAGGGCGGCACAUGGUGCCGUUUUUGAAUAAGGCGGGGACAGAUGUGGCCUGUGUUGGGAACCACGAUCUCGAUUUCGGCGUCGCCCAGUUCCGCCAUCUACGUACACAGUGUCGCUUUCCUUGGUUGCUGGCCAAUGUCUUGGAUCCGGCCUUGGGCAAGGAUGUGCCCAUUGGGAAUUGUGAGAAGACGUUGAUGCUGACGUCAUCGAAUGGGAUAAAGGUGGGUGUCAUCGGACUGGGUGAGAGGGAAUGGCUCGGAACCAUCAAUGCCCUCCCACCCAACCUCGUGUACAAGUCCGCCUACAAGACGGCCCUCGAGCUGGUCCCGCGCCUCCGCCAACAAGGCGCUGAACUGAUCGUGGCCGUCACCCACCAACGCGAACCAAAUGACUACAAGUUAGCCGAGAAGCUCCCAUCGGGUAUAAUCGACAUUAUUCUCGGGGGACAUGAUCAUUUUUAUGCCCAUGCUAUAGUCAACGGAACGCAUGUGCUCCGGUCAGGCACAGAUUUCAAGCAGCUCAGCUAUAUCGAGGCACGGCGGAAAGUGGAAGGCUCAGGAUGGGACUUCAAUAUUAUACGCCGGGAUAUAGUCCGGUCGAUCCCGGAGGACCCGGCAACGAUGACAAUGGUGGACCGGCUGACAUCCAGCCUGAAAGCGAAGUUGGAGAAGCCGAUUGGCUACACAUCACUUGCAUUGGAUGGUCGUUUUUCGACCGUACGUCAGAAGGAGUCGAACCUGGGCAACUUUGCCUGUGAUCUCAUGCGGUUCUACUACGGUGCCGACUGCGCGAUGAUGGCGGGUGGCACCAUCCGUGGCGAUCAGAUAUACCCACCGGGGAUCCUGCGCCUCAAAGACAUCCUCAACUGCUUCCCAUUUGAAGAUCCGGUCGUCUUGAUCCGACUGAAAGGCCGGGCGCUUUUUGAUGCCCUGGAAAAUGGUGUGAGCCAGCUUCCCGCACUUGAGGGACGGUUUCCGCAGGUGUCAAACAUCACUUACAGCUACAACCCAUCGGCGCCUUCGGGUUCCCGCGUCAAGUGGGCCAAGAUCGGUGGGGAGCCUAUUGAUUACAAUCGGCAGUACACCUUGGCAACCAGGGGAUAUAUGGCACGCGGGAAGGACGGGUUCGCAUCCCUACUGGUUGAGUCAGAGGGCGGCGAGGUCGGAGAAAUCGUGGAUGAAGAGAGCGGUAUUCUGAUCAGCACUCUUCUCCGCCAGUACUUUCUGAGUUUGAGGGUCUUGGGGAAAUGGCGGCGGUGGGGUCCAAGCAUGACGCGACACUGGAGCACGGUGCAUGACAACCUCCACUGCAAUGGAUGGCUGAAGCCGCCGUCAUCUGAAGGCUCACCAGUGUCAGAAAAGGUGCCCUAUAGGCCACCUCUGCCACGCUCGAAGCAGUACUUCUAUGGGCGCUUUUCUGAAAUUCCUACCAUCGACGGCGGAGGGGUGGGCGUGGAUCGGGAGAACGAGUCGAUGGACUCUGACUCGGACACCGACCCCGACAUCUUGACCUCUCCUCAGCCAACCACCAACUACGUCACCUUGCCGGCGCGGUCGGUCACGGAGGAGGAACGCCGUCUCCGCCUGGCGCGGAAAGCCACGCGGACGUGGAUGCACCGGGCUGGGUUACAGCCGUCGGCCAUCAACGACACCGACGAGGUGGGGGAGUUCACGCCAACGUGGACGCCGGGGAUUUCGCCUCGCUUAGAGGGGCGAAUCGUGAUUGAGACAUGAGAUAUUCUAACGAUGAAUGUGCGUCUGGUUGUACAUGACUUACGAUUUACGAUGCUUGACAGUUAGAGAUAGACAUGCAGUUUGGCUUUCCCUUGGCUCUUCAUUACAU